Messenger RNA from Etheostoma cragini (Arkansas darter), 3149 nucleotides. RefSeq names its product poly(rC)-binding protein 3. Gene Ontology annotation, cellular component: nucleus; cytoplasm. The coding region runs from base 384 to 1364 and encodes 326 amino acids. The record is from RefSeq and is a predicted model, not a curated record. Gene Ontology annotation, molecular function: mRNA binding. Gene Ontology annotation, biological process: regulation of gene expression; regulation of RNA metabolic process. The transcript has 15 exons. Lineage: Eukaryota; Metazoa; Chordata; Actinopteri; Perciformes; Percidae.
AACAGAUCCGCUGAAUCCACUUCCAGAAUUCAUUUGAUCUUGAUACGCUUCUGCCGGGCAGGCGCAGCAAGGUACAUCGGUCAGACGCCUCGUCUCCCCAUUCUGUUGGAAGGGUGCCCACCACAGGUCACAUGACCUGGAAGAAAAGACCUGGGAGACUUUUGGGAUCCCUCAUCGCAUGGGCUGGUUAUCAACCUGAAGGGAAGUCCAAAGGCUGAUGAACUGAUCUGCGUGCAACCAUUUAGCUGUGGUGUCCUGUAUGCCCGGGGAACACAACGGCCACCGCAAAUCUGGUGACUGACUGGCUGGAAGACCGCCCUUCCCCUUCUCCUUCUGAGGACAUCCCCUUCCACGACGGUGCUUUGGUCUCUCUUCCACUCAGCAUGGAGCCCAAAGUCCAGUCAGAGGGUGGCCUCAAUGUCACCCUUACCAUCCGCCUCCUCAUGCAUGGAAAAGAAGUUGGAAGUAUAAUAGGAAAGAAAGGGGAAACGGUAAAAAAGAUGCGAGAAGAGAGCGGAGCGCGGAUCAAUAUUUCUGAGGGCAACUGUCCAGAGAGGAUCGUUACCAUCACUGGACCAACAGACACCAUAUUCAAAGCUUUUGCGAUGAUUGCCUACAAAUUUGAGGAGGACAUAAUCAAUUCCAUGAGCAACAGCCCAGCAACCAGCAAGCCCCCUGUCACCUUAAGGCUUGUAGUGCCAGCCAGCCAGUGUGGCUCCCUCAUAGGCAAAGGAGGCUCCAAAAUAAAAGAAAUGAGAGAGUCCACAGGGGCCCAGGUUCAGGUGGCAGGGGACAUGCUGCCCAACUCCACAGAACGUGCAGUUACAAUCUCGGGAACCCCAGAAGCCAUCAUCCAGUGUGUCAAACAAAUCUGUGUGGUCAUGCUGGAGUCUCCACCAAAAGGUGCCACCAUCCCUUAUCGCCCAAAGCCCGCCUCCACGCCAGUCAUUUUUUCUGGUGGCCAGGCCUACACAAUUCAGGGACAGUAUGCCAUCCCACACCCAGAUCAGUUGACCAAGCUCCACCAGUUGGCUAUGCAGCAAACCCCCUUUACCCCUCUCGGACAGACCACCCCUGCUUUCCCUGGUUUGGAUGCCAGUCCACCAGCCAGCACCCAUGAACUCACCAUUCCUAAUGAUCUAAUAGGCUGCAUCAUUGGACGCCAGGGAACCAAAAUAAAUGAGAUUCGACAGAUGUCUGGAGCACAGAUAAAAAUUGCCAACGCCAUGGAGGGCUCGUCAGAGCGCCAGAUCACCAUCACAGGGACUCCUGCUAACAUCAGCCUGGCCCAGUAUCUCAUUAAUGCCAGGUUCAGGGACGUGGCUGCCAUGUGGAAUGACCCCUCAUCCAUGACUACAUCCUGAAGUCAUCCCCCCUCAAAAUCGGCUUCCGUUUGCAGAAGCUAACAUCUUCUCAAUUAACUUCUAUGUGUUAUUCCAUGGAACAUCCCCUAGACUUUCUUGGUUUGGCACACCACUUUAGCAUUAGCCUGUUGGAGACCUAUAGUAAAAGUCACACUAACAACAACUGGGAUUCGUUUUAAAUGGAUGUAGUUAGUGUAUCGUUAAGAAUAGUUUGACAUUUUGGGAUAUUCAUUUAUUAUUGUUUUUGCUUAGAGUUAGAUAAGAAAGAUAGAUACCACUUUCAUCUCUCAAAUACGAAGCUAGAUCCAGGAGAUGCCAAGGCUUAGUCUGGCUCUAUCCAGAGGUUAGAACAGCUGCAUACCAUGCACUCUGAAGCACACAUAUUAACAUGUUGUGGUAGUCUGGCAACCUCACUUUGAUGACAAGGCUCCAGCAUGUCCCUGCUCCGACACUGCUGGCCACAGAUCCCUCCAUAAAAAACACAACUUGCCAUUUUUACACACCAGUUUUUCUAUGAAUUGAAGCUUGGAAAUGUUAAUUUGUGAGUUUUAAGAGGUGCUUGUAGGCAGAUUCUGCUACAUUAAGACAGAGCCAGGCUAGCUGAUCUUCUCACUUUACUGCAAAAGAAAGGGACUAUAGCAGAUUUUCUAAAAUGUCAAACUAUUCCUUGAAGUAUUUAUUUAGCAUGCCUUGUUCCAAAAAUAAUACUGUAUUUCUUUUUGUCAUUACUAUAUCUGAUUUCGCCUAUUUGCUUAUUAAGUCAUAUUGUGUCAUUGUCUGCAAAUAGUAAAAAUAAUAAAAAGUGUAAAAUGAACAAAAAAGCAAAGAAAAAAAGACUAAACACAUGACUGCCACUUGAGCAAUGCUGUCAGAAAGAAGAGUGAUGUGAUGCCUCUGUCAGGGAAUCCAGCAGCUUCUACACAUUUCAUGACACCACCAUUUCUUUUCUGUCCACUGCAUGGCUUCAUGAGGGGGUUGGUACUGCAUUACUUUGUCACCAUAUUUUUUUGACGGUAAGACGUUUUAUGUAAAAAGGAACAAUGAAAUAUGGUAUCAAAUCUGUGUGAAAAAUAAAAUAACCGGUGCCAGCAAAAAUUGGAGCACAAAUCCAGCCACUUCAGCAUAACUUUCACUGUCAAGCAAAAAUCCUUCUUUCACAGCUGUUUUCUUUUCUCUGUCUGCCUCCCUGUACCUUCCCCUUCCCCUGCCCCCCUCCCCCUGCUCCCCUCCCCACACCCCUCCCCCCACCUUCCCUCAACUGUUCUAGGCUGACGUCUGAAGUCACUGGAAUGGGCACACUCUAGUUUCUACCCAUCUUCCCUCAGUGCAUCACAUGACCUUUGAGCGAAUGGCAUUGCACCUAGUAUAUAUUUAUUUCUCUGUAUGUGACUGUCCUGAUAUUUAAGUGACUUUAACGGUUAUGGUUUCUAGUAUUCACUUUAAACAUGCGUCUACACUGUUACUAGGAUUCUUCACACCCAUCCAAAACUCUGUUGCUUCUGUUUCUAAAAUAUCACUUUACAUUUUUGACACUCUGGUACCUUUCAUGGCAUGUCACGCACCACACCACUUUGUUUUAACACUGUGUCCAAAAUAAUUAUGUUCCCAUACAACAAAACUGUCUUCCCAAUUACAUUUUGGGGAAAGUUGGCCUGCCUGGUGGGAGAAGUUAGACUUUAGGACUUUCUGCCAGAAAGCCCUUUCUGACCGCCGCACACAACGCUCGCCGAUUUAAACACAUGGUUAACAUUGUGAAUUCAAACAAAACUUCUUGAUUAGGUUUAA